GACCGAUUGACUGUACCACCGCUGCCACCUUCACAGUCUGGGAAAAGCACCUCUGUCCCGGUGGUAUUGGCGGCCUCCUUCUGACGUCACAGACCGUGCAACGCAAUCUGAUUGCCCACCGCUGGGCCACCGCAGACCGGGGAGAUGACCAGAGCUUCCAGGUUUUUCUUGAGUAUAUGUGGAGGGAGAUGACUAAAUUGAACGUGGAACCCUGCUACAGUGGAUACGUUGGAGAGUCGUAGCCCCAAAGUGCUUUGAAGAUGUUCCAGAACCUGGAUGCAGUGACUUAUGAUGAUGUGCAUGUGAACUUCACUGUAGAAGAGUGGAAUUUGCUGGAUCCUUCCCAGAAGAAUCUCUACAAAGAUGUGAUGCUGGAGACCUACUGGAACCUCACUGCUACAGGUUACAGUUGGGAAGAUCAUCAUAUUGAAGAACAACGUCAAAGUUCUAGAAGGUGUGAAAGACAUAAAAGAACACAUAGUGGAGAGAAACCUUAUGAUUGUAAUCAAUGUGGUAAAGCCUUUUCAUAUCACAGUGGUCUCCAGUAUCAUAAAAGAACACAUACCGGAGAGAAACCUUAUGAAUGUAACCAAUGUGGUAAAGCCUUUUCCUGUUACAGUAGUCUCCAAAGACAUAAAAGGACACAUACUGGAGAGAAACCUUAUGAAUGUAAUCAAUGUGGUAAAGCAUUUUCACAUCUCGGUCAUCUCCAAGUCCAUAAAAGGACACAUACUGGAGAGAAACCUUAUGAAUGUAAUCAAUGUGGUAAAACCUUUUCAAGUCACAGUGGUCUCAAAUAUCAUAAAAGAACACAUACUGGAGAGAAACCUUAUGAAUGUAAUCAAUGUGGUAAAGCCUUUUCACAUCGUGGUCAUCUCCAAGUCCAUGAAAGGACACAUACUGGAGAGAAACCUUAUGAAUGUAAUCAAUGUGGUAAAGUCUUUUCAUGUCACAGUACUCUCCAAAUACAUAAAAGGACACAUACUGGAGAGAAACCUUAUGAAUGUAAUCAAUGUGGUAAAGCCUUUUCACGUCAAGAUCAUCUCCAAGUCCAUAAAACGACACAUACUGGAGAUAAACCUUAUGAAUGUAAUCAAUGUGGUAUAACCUUUUCAAGUCACAGUGGUCUCAAAUAUCAUAAAAAUGGAGCCAAGAGUGCAGAUUGGCUUGUUCUGCACUCUGGGUCUCAGGAAAUUGGCUACCCACAAGAAAAAUUAGAUAAGAUUCGGAGCCAGGAGUCCAGAGCUAGGAGUUCAGACCUGACCUCCCGCAUCAGGCCAGGCAGGAGACCUUCAGACAGUGGAGAAGCAGGCCGCAGGCUGGAGGCAGCACGGAGACAGUAG
Molecule: messenger RNA, 1343 nt
Organism: Arvicanthis niloticus (Nile rat)
Lineage: Eukaryota; Metazoa; Chordata; Mammalia; Rodentia; Muridae
Source: RefSeq, a predicted model, not a curated record